Messenger RNA from Raphanus sativus (radish), 1988 nucleotides. RefSeq names its product protein SOSEKI 3. The transcript is spliced from 5 exons. The coding region runs from base 364 to 1959 and encodes 531 amino acids. The record is from RefSeq and is a predicted model, not a curated record. Lineage: Eukaryota; Viridiplantae; Streptophyta; Magnoliopsida; Brassicales; Brassicaceae.
AGAGUCCAACUCUUUCUCUCUUCUCUCUCCCUCACUGUUACUGUCGUCUCGCUGUCUCUCCAUUAAUCUCCACAGCUUCGCAAAAAAAAUUAAAAAAAUCAUUCACUGCAGAAUCUCACCUCUCUCACUCUCUCUCUCUCUCUCUCUCUGCUCUCUCAUCCUCGAAUCUUCAUUGGUCUUCUUCGUCCUUAAGGCUUAAGCUAGUACAGUAAGGAAUCUUUGUCCUCCCCCCCCCCCCCCCACUUUUUCUUCCUCCAAAUUGAUAGAUCUGAUACAUAUUGAGGAAAUGUCACAGAGAAUGUUGGAGUUUCCCAAUUAGGGCUUUUUUCUUUUUCAUUUUGGGCAAGAAAAUUAAAAAAAGAAAUGGAGACGAGGAUGAAGAAGUACAGAGAAGGAGUGAGUCCAGAGAGAGCAAAAGUGUGGACAGAGAAAUCACCAAAGUAUCAUCAGAAGAUCAAGAAAGUCCAAAUUGUUUAUUACCUCUCCAAGAAUCGUCAGCUCGAGCAUCCUCAUUUCAUCGAAGUCUUGCUUUCUUCUCCCAACGGUUUAUACCUUAGAGAUGUUAUAGAGAGACUUAAUGUUCUUAGAGGCAGAGGCAUGGCUUCAAUGUAUUCUUGGUCUAGUAAAAGAAGCUAUAGGAAUGGUUUUGUGUGGCAUGAUUUAUCAGAAGAUGACUUGAUUCUACCUGCUCAUGGGAAUGAGUAUGUUCUUAAAGGCUCUGAGAUCAUUGACGAAUCCACUGCAGAUCACUUUAGCCCAAUUGAGAGUUCAGCAACACAAAACAUGAAGCAGAUAGUUGUGGAGCCACCACCAUCAUCAUCUAGAAGCAUGGAUGAUUCCUCUUCCUCUAAUAAUAAGCAUUCUCAGGAAGAUGAUGAUGAGCUUUCUCCUCCGGCUCUCCGUUCUGUUUCCUCUCCUGAUUCCAGAGACGCCAAGAACUCGACUUCUUGGUGUUUAGCUGAGUACAAGGUGUACAAGAGCGAGGGGCUCGCUGAUGCGUCCACACAAACCGAUGAAACCGUCAACAACAAACCUGUAGAGACCUUAAGCAGAGGCGUUUCAACCGAUGAUGCUGCGUCUCUCUCAUCAUCAGAAUCUGAAUCAAGCGAAGAGCCUUCUUGUGAAGGGAAGGAGGAGAUAGAGAGUGCAGAGACACCAAGAAACUCUGUCUCUCCUCCUCCAGUUUCCAACAGCGCCUCUUCUCUUACCUCAAAGACUGAUACGUUGGAGUCUCUCAUAAGAGCUGAUGUUAGUAAGAUGAAUAGUUUUAGGAUUCUCGAACAGGAAGAUGUUCGAAUGCCGAGGCUCAGGGCCUCCAACAUGCUGAUGCAGUUGAUAUCAUGUGGUUCGAUAUCAGUCAAGGAUAACAAGUUCGGGCUUGUGCCUAGUUACAAACCCAAGUUUGGCCACUCCAAGUUCCCUUCACCUUUCUUCUCUUCCUCCUCGUUUAUGAUGGGAGAUGUUGACCGUUUGUCUGAAACUCCGAGUCUAGUGAGCCUGAGGCUUGAUGAGAAAGAGUAUUUCAGUGGGAGCUUGGUGGAGACCAAGUUACAGAAGAAAGAUGCUGCGGAUGGGAACGCUUCUCUUAAGCGUUCUUCAUCCUAUAAUGGUGACAGGGCUUCAAACCAAAUGGGUGUAGCAGAGAAUGGAGACUCGAAGCCGGGUUGUUCGAAACACAUUCCACGCUCUAGAAAGGCUUCUUCUUCUAUUGUAAGCAAGCAGCAACCACGUAGCGAGUCCAUGAGAUCUCCUGUCUCGGUAAAGACAAGAGACUCAUCAAAAAAUACUACCAGGAAGAUUCCCAGUCCCUCUAAGACGACUGAUGUUUGCAGUAAAAGAACAACCGAAUCUUUAUUGAAGCCUAAAGAAGAUUCAGAGAAGGUGAUCAAGAUCGAGGAAAGGCUUGCUUCAGGGGCGCGGGUUAUAAUAGAAUCUAAAGUGCCUCCAAGCAGUUCAUGAAGAGCUCUAUCCAAGUAUCUUUUUUUUUU